UUACUUUAGCCGCCGCGUAUGUAAGAGACAAGAAAUGGAAUAUUAUCAGCAAAUUGUAGACGCCGAAGAAGAAGAAUAUUAUCAGCAAAUUAUAGAUAAACGGGUACAAUCGACAUUGCCAAGCGAUAACUGAAGUAGAAUGGCAGGGUUGAGCCUUAAAAUGCAGUCAUGCUCAUUCCCAGCUUCUCUAUCCAAGGGCUUGUGCAGCAGAGCUGAAUUUCGUUGGAGAAAUAAGGUGAGAGCGGCUGUGGUCAGAGCUCAACUCCAAGAGGAUGAGCCGCUUCUUCAAGUGAAGGGGUUAACAGCUGUGGUUAGUGACUCCCGCCUCGAAAUCCUGCGGGGCAUCGACCUUGUCAUCCGCCCAGGGGAGGUUCACGCGAUCAUGGGAAAAAAUGGGUCUGGAAAGAGUACUUUCUCGAAGGUUCUUGUGGGUCAUCCUGAUUAUGAGGUUACUGGGGGUACAGUGAUUUUCAAAGGCGAGAGCUUGCUGGAUAAGGAGCCUGAAGAGAGAAGCCAUGCUGGCUUAUUUAUGAGUUUUCAGUCUCCAGUUGAGAUCCCAGGUGUGAGCAACAUGGAUUUUCUGCGGAUGGCAUGUAAUGCUCGAAGAGCAACCCUUGGUCUUCCAGAAUUUGGUCCCCUUGAGUUCUAUGGUUUCCUUUCCCCAAAGCUUGCAAUGCUAAAUAUGGAUCCAAAAUUCUUGGACCGCAAUGUUAACGAAGGAUUUAGUGGUGGUGAGAAAAAACGCAAUGAAAUUCUGCAACUUGCGGUACUCGAGGCUGAUUUGGCUAUUCUAGAUGAGAUUGACUCUGGAUUGGAUGUUGAUGCUUUACAAGACGUUGCAAAGGCUGUAAAUGGAUUAUUAACUCCGAAAAAUGCAGUGUUGAUGAUCACCCACUACCAGCGUCUUCUGGAAUAUAUAAAGCCUACAUACGUGCACAUAAUUGAGAAUGGUCUUAUUGUGAAAACUGGAAAUGCUUCAUUGGCAAAACAGCUCGAAGAAGGUGGUUAUAGAGCAAUUGUUAGUGUAUGAGAUCUGUCCUCUGUGUCUGACAUAAAGUUUUGCCGGAUGAAUUUAUAAUUGAUCAGCAGAGUCCUUUAUUGACAUAGUCUUCUGGAUUCCACUGCAAGUAAAUGAACAUUUACAUUACCUUGAGUGUGCUAUUUGGAAUUUGUAAUAUUAAAUGUAAAAUUGAUGUGAGUUUUGUAAUUUUAUGCCUUCUUCCCAAAUUAUUUUCUUUAUUAGAAGCAUUUGGGUUUUGCAAAAUAAAAUACUAGCAGAGUUCCAGCUGCUGGCCAAUGUUCAAGGAACUUUGUUUUAUGAGUUCCCAAAGUAGUAUCCAUAUUCCUAUGUUUUUGGAUAAACAUAAUAAAAGACAGGAACUCUUUUGGCUA
Messenger RNA from Cryptomeria japonica (Japanese cedar), 1392 nucleotides. Its product is annotated as ABC transporter I family member 6, chloroplastic. The record is from RefSeq and is a predicted model, not a curated record. The coding region runs from base 140 to 1030 and encodes 296 amino acids. The transcript has 6 exons. Lineage: Eukaryota; Viridiplantae; Streptophyta; Pinopsida; Cupressales; Cupressaceae. Gene Ontology annotation, molecular function: ATP hydrolysis activity; ATP binding.